CCAAGUGACUGGGUCUCCUUAUACCCAAACUUAGACUGUUGAAAUGAAUUUGGAUGAAACUUGGAAUUUGACUUGUUGCCGUUCUGGAUGUUUCAUUGUAGAGGAUCAGGUCUGUAGUAGAAGUGAGUGUGCACAGGUAAUCAUCCAGAGCUAUGUCCAAAGCAUUUUCUGUACAGUUCAUAGCGUGUGCUGUUGAAAGGGAAGUAAAUUAUUUUACUGCAUGAGCAAAUAUAUUUCUGUGUUUUUGUGGCUUGGCUUUCUGAAUCACCCGAUAACUGAGAGCCAGGAGAAACCUGAAUACAUGCAAACCAGAGGCCAGAAUUGUGUACUUAUACUCAUCAGAGCCAGGAAUGGAAGUAGCUCUUCUAACAAAUGGAGCUUUGUUGGUCACGGUGUACGAUUGUGGCUUAUGGGGAGGAAAUUUGGCAUGUAAUGAAAGAAGAAAAACACCAAUUUAAGCCCUUCUGAUCUAUGUCCUGCUCUUUGUGGAGUCAGUAUCACCUAGUUUACAAAGCCCUGAGUUUUAGAGGAGCUGUGAAGAAGGGGACAUACCCUUUAUUUGUCAGUUCAUGGCCCUGAAAUAAAGCUGUGGACAGGGAGGAGACACUCUGAGGUGGUCUACUUACUGCGAUGUUUAGAUACUUAGUAGAUGGUGCAGUUUUUCUGUGUGUAUGAGGAAGGAAAUACAGAGACACCGUAGCUGAAGUUACAUAGAUCAUUCGCUCCCCAGGGCACUGCCCUGACCUUGUGUAUGGAAUCCAAACAAUGAAGUUUUGAUCCCUGAGUGAGACGAAGUAACCAGUAGCUUUCCAGGGGAGUCAGCAUUUAAGCUGGGGAGCGUUCCUGGAGAUUAAUGUGACUGCUGGCAGAUGGCAUAUGAGUGAUGAUGAACAUACGCUAAUUUUUAAGUAUAUGUCUAUAGCUAAAUGUUGAUCUGUCACUGGAAGUCUCUGCUUUAGAAGACAGAAAAGAAUCUUGUUUUUUUUUAUUUUUUGAAAGACUGGCAGCUACUUUGUGUUGAAACAACCUCCCAUUUCAUGAAUUUCUACUUUUUCCUGUCCUCACAUGGACUGACAUGAUUUGUGUGUCUUAUUGUUAAGCUGUAGCUUAUUGCACUUUUGGAGGGCUGAGUGCAAUGGAGCUUAGACCUGAUCAAGGCCACUGCAUUCAGCUGCUGUACACAAAUUGAGGAUGAUAACUGCUAAUAAAGACAACUGAAUUCUCUCCAUAAGCAGAUGAUUUCUACUCCUGCCACACUGAUAUCAGAGUCUUAUACUCCCUGCAAUUUAUCAAAAGAAACAUGUCAGCACCUGGCCAAGUAAUCUUAUGACAAGCUACAGUGGACUUUAGCUUCAAAAGAAUGUUCCCAGUAUUCCUGCUGAAUUGAAGAAGCUGUCCAGGUGUUUAAAUCAGGCUUUGGCUUAACUUCUCUCCCGAUUCGGACUGUGCUGGCACAGACAAGAGUAUCUUCCCUUUAUAUGGGGAUGAUUCUACAGUUGCUGUUUCUUCUGUUGUGGAGCAGAAGAGCAUUGUCAAGUUCACUGCUGUUACAUGCACCUUGGCAGGUCCACAGUUUGCCCUUUCAUGUGCACGUUGUUCGGGGUAUGCCUUUUUAUGACCUUGCUGCUCUUUGUUUCAUGGGCCCUGCCGUGAGGCUGCUUUGCCUUCUUACUCGUAGUCCUGAUUAAAGAGCCUGCCAUGAGGAACUGUCACCAAGGAGCCUUCACAGAAAGAGACAGAGGGAGUAGUGUGCCUGCACGGUUAAAUUCCAGAAGAUUACAAGAAAGUAUCCCAGUGCAGCUUGCUUCCUGGUGACAGGGCCAGAGCGCCUGCCGGAGGUGAUUGCUGAAGUGUAGUUUGAAUAGCAGUCAUCAAGGAAAUGGGACUUGCCUGCUCUUUGUAUACAGAUUUCACUGAGAGAUUAGCAGAUUUUACUUACGGAUUUCUUUAAUGACAUGUCAGCUAGCUCUAAUCAUUUUUUAGCUUACUAACAAAGGCCCCUAAACCUACUACCAUUCGGAACACCAUGUUCUCUGGCUCCUGAAAUGCACAGAGUAAAACAAAAACCGUCCAGCAAGGUUGAUGGUAGUGCUUGACACCCUUGGUAUGUGUCACCUAAAAAAAAAAAAAAAAAAAAGCAGAGACCAGAUGAGAGUCUCGUGGGCUGAAUAGCUGACAGCCAGAGACAGCAGUUGUACUGUAUUCCUGGGUCAUUUAUUUUUGUUUGGUAGCCAUUAAGUAGUAAAGAUUAAAACAUCAAGUGACCUCUGCAGGUCAAGUCUCCUGCCUCAUGUUGUGUAGAAAGUUUCUGACAACGUAGGAGCUGUGAAAAAAUGUCCAUUAAUCGAUACACAAUUCAUCAGGUGCUGUGUAAAUCUCUGCCUUGUAACAGCACCCACAGCAACAUGGAAACUAAGAAAUCAGCUCAAGGUCUGUGGAAUUUGACACAGGGUUCUUGUUUGCAGUUCACCUCUCUGCAGUUUUGGAGCUGUUCACAACAGUUGCUCUGAAAGAGGCAAAGUAGGGAAUCAACAGCUUGUCACCACCAGUGUUGUAAAGGACCCCAGGGUCAGAGGAAACUGCCUAAAAAUCCUCUGCAGUGCACAGGCAAUGUAAUCUAACUUAUCUGGAAGUCACAGCACUUAGUUAACUCAGACCAUUUGAACCUCCCUGUUCUUUUACUGGUAUUUCAUCAGACAACAGGGCCAAAAGCUUGUUUUCCAAAUUGACUGUUGGAUCACUCAAGUCUUGUGCUUGGAUUCUUAAUGGUGAGCACAGCGUGUCUGGUGGAGAACUUUUCGACUUCCUAGCACAGAAGGAGUCUUUGAGUGAAGAGGAAGCAACCAGAUUCAUCAAGCAGAUUUUGGAUGGUGUGAACUACCUUCACUCUAAGAAAAUAGCUCACUUUGAUUUAAAGCCUGAAAACAUUAUGCUUCUAGACAAAAAUAUCCCUAUUCCACACAUCAAACUCAUUGACUUUGGUCUGGCUCACAAAAUAGAAGACGGAGUUGAAUUUAAAAACAUUUUUGGAACUCCAGAAUUUGUAGCUCCAGAAAUAGUAAAUUAUGAGCCACUGGGACUAGCUGCAGAUAUGUGGAGCAUAGGAGUCAUCACCUACAUACUGCUUAGCGGUGCAUCGCCUUUCCUUGGAGAAACUAAGCAAGAAACGCUUGCUAACAUCACAGCUGUGAAUUAUGAAUUUGAUGAAGAAUUUUUCAGCAAUACCAGUGACCUGGCAAAAGAUUUUAUUCAGAAACUCCUGGUGAAAGAUACACGGAAACGGCUUACCAUUCAGGAAGCUCUAUCUCAUCCAUGGAUAACGACUCACCAGCUGAAGGAAGAAACAAAAGUCGAAGAAAACAAGAAGGUUGAGAACACACAGCUGAAGACAAAACGGCUGAGAGAGUACACCAUAAAAUGCCAUUCGAGUAUGCCUCCCAACAAUACCUACAUCAACUUUGAACGCUUUGCGCGGGUAGUGGAAGACAUUUCACUUAUGGAACGAAAUUUCAGCACUUUGGCUGCAUCCCAUGAUUCUUUGCAGGAGGAUAUUGAUGCUCUGGUUUCCAUUUAUAAUGAGAAAGAAACCUGGUAUAAAGAAGAGAACGAAAGUGUGAGGCACAAGCUCUCUCAACUGAAGUAUGAAUACCGUAAAAUUGAAUCCCUGAAGAGGCAUCUACAAGACGAUAUCAAGACUGUAGGUGCUAGUCUCAAAGGCAUAACUGGGAAAUAUGCUGAUCUGCAGAGUCAGUAUGAAUCUCUCAGUCAAGAACUUUCCGAAGAUCUUAAGUGGAUACAGGAUUUAAUGAGUAGUUUUCAACCAGAAAAUGGAAAUGAAGCCUGUGUGAAUGGAAACUUUGACUCUGUUUUCAGCAAAGAUAUUAAUGAAUCACUAAUGGACCUGUUAAACAGAUCUUGUUGUGAAGAAUUCCUCGCAGGGUUAAAUCUUGAUGUAGCAGAAUCAAAUCAGUAAUGUUGCAGGUCGGAUUAGAUGCGGGCUUUGCUGCCUCUCUCUAUGUACAGCAGUUAAAAAAAAAAAAAAAAUCAGUUCAUAAUCUCUACACAAAAACAUCACCUAGAACUGAAAUAGAAAUUCUGAUGUAUUGCACAAGCUGCAAAACCAUAAAUACCAGUACUAAAGUUUGUAGCGUAGAAGUUAUUUUCCGAUGUUUGGUGUCUGAACUUACAGGAGGUAGAUUAUCAUUGCGGUAUGGACCACAUCUAACCCUGUGGCCUUUUGCACUGCUUAUAGUUUAUGGUUCCUUAAGUGUACCAAGUAACGAAUGUGGAAAAGCGAGUAGUUCAGCCUGUACUUACUAAAGGCCAGGUGCCUGGAAACCAAUAAAGAAUUUGUGGUAGCAUCUUUGGCUGGAUGAAGGAAAUAGUCAUGUAGACCUGCUGUGGGCAGAACAGAAGGGAGAAAUAUUUGCAAAGGUUAAAUCUGUGCUGCAGCACAAAGUAAAUGAUGUAGUAAUUUAACAUUUAGUAUUGUGGGAAUUCGCUGUGGAAUGUCUGCUGAUGAAGAACGGUUAAGAUUUUUUUUUUAAGGCCUGUUAUUCAGGUUGGGAUCUUUUACUGUGAAAAGAUAUUAGAUAAUGAUUAAUCCUUCAGGUUAAAAUUCAGAUAAAUUUCCUGUCCCGUACCAAAGAGAUUCAUUUGAAAGACAGAGCUGGGAAUUUAAUGAACUGAUCAAAUUACUGUGUAUGUAAUUUUGCAGUGCAAAUAUUAAUGUGAGUGAUAAUAAGCAUAGACAUCUGAUUUGCUUUCUACAGUAAUGCUGAUGUCACUUAGCUACAAUUGAUUUGAGACUAGUGUUCUUGCUAUGAUGCUUUUUCUUAAGUUUUAGAAAGUAAAAGAAAAGUUGGCCCAAACUUGAAUCCUGCCCUGCUGUCUUGUAUUUCAAAGAAGUCACUUGAUUAUGCAAUAUAAUGUUCACAGAUGUACCUCUCAUUUUUGGACAAUAAAUUGUUCGUUACGUAGGAUGCAAUUCUUCCUUAAUGAUGUAGUUAGUGACUGAAAAAGAGAUGUUGGGCUUCUGCAUACUGGGAAGGUUUACAGGCUAGGUUCUGCAGCUAGUUUGCAGCCCCUUUGUUUAGCUGCAUGAAUUUGCUGUGAGGUGACUGUUACACAGCUACAAGAAUUAGAGGGGUAGUAGCCAAGCAUCCCUGCGUCAAAACUGAGGUCCUUUUUUUUUUUUUUUUUAUUAAGGAAGAGAGUUUUUAUCUUUAAAAAUCACUUACAGCCCAGUGAGGGUUGAUAUCUUCAGAGAAGACUCGCAAGAAAGAGUCUGCCUACCCUCAGCUGUAAUCUCACGUCAUCUGUUCAUGUAGAUUUUCUUUAUGAACAAAUGCCCUGGCAUGAUGAGAAAGAACAUGAAAUGAGGCCACUCUGUUCCCAAGUGUGAUUGGCUGAGGUUAAUAUUUCUGUGAUUCAGUCCUUGAGGCUCGUGCUCACAGAGCCGAAGGAGGUAACUAACAUACUGCUUUUACAAAGGUAUUCUAAUGAUUGAGAAAAUGACAGGGUCAUUGCUUUGCAGGCUACUUAGAAACUGAUAGGUAGUUAUUAACAGUCAGGAGUAGUGUAAAGUGGGCUAUUUUGAUUUGCUGAUGGCUGUACUGCCAAAAGGUCACUCAGAAAUUUUUCAUGAUGAUUACACAGCUGACAUUUAGCCAGUGACAUUUUUUCCACUUCGAAUUGAUUUCUGCUUAAGGUUUUUGUUGUACCAUGCUAGCCACUUGCAGCACGAGGAAAUGAUAUUUAGUGUUUAUAUGCCCCAGUUCUACAGUGCACAAAUGGUGUAUACAUCUAGAUGCGAAGGAGAUCUAGCCCACAACUCAGCAUUUGUACAAAUCAGAACUGUACCCACAGCAUUUGAGGAGAUAAGUGACGUUUCUUGUCUCAUGAACAUCCUUACUUUGCUUGAAAGAAUGUUUAAUCCUCACUGAUGUGUUUUUCAUUCUCCUUUAGUACUCUUUCUUUGGUUGUCUGCUUUGGUUGCAUUCUAGUCCAGUUCAGUACAAAUAUUUCUGAGUUGUCCACCUCCUGCAUAAGCAAAUUCCAGAUGAGCUGAAAUGGUUGUCACUCCGUAAUCUUUGAAGGGUUGUCUCCCAGCCUUUUUCUUUCACUUUUACCAGAUCUAGUACUGAGCUUUUAUUAUGUCAUUCCCAGUCGAAUACAGGUGUCUGGUCUAUGCAUACGUUGAUGUGGAUUUGGAGUUCAAAAGUACUUCAUUUUCAGAAGAGCCGUGUAAGGAUCUGCAGAAUAUCUGUUCUUUAACUCCGGGUUGGCAUCCCAAAAUUUUAAGCAUGUGUCUGAAUUCUGAUGUAUAUGCUCUUUUUUUCUUUUUUUCCCCAUUAUUAGAUAUUAUAAUUCUUUUCUCAUUUAUUUACUGCCAGGGUAUCGGUGUCUCUGCUCUCAUUUUGGGUAUGGUUAAAGGACAGAGUCUGAAUUUUCUUCAAAUAUACUGUAGCAUAUAUCCUGCUAACUAAUAUUCAAUUACAGCUAACCUUUUCCCAUUUUAUUGUGAUGUUUUCAGCAAAACAUGCUGGAGUGAGUUUGAUGAAGUGCUGCUAAGGUGAUGAAGGGAUUGGAGCAUCUCAUAAAUGGGGAGAGGCUGAGAGAGGUGGGAUUGUUCAGUAUCAAAAGGAGAAGGCUUGGUGGGGAACUUAGUCUAUAAAAACACCUGGUCAACAGGAGUACAGAAAACUAAGCUAUGCUGUCCUUAUGCACCAAAGGAAGCUGAACAAUAAAAUU
Cygnus olor (mute swan) is the source of this 6753-nucleotide messenger RNA. RefSeq names its product death associated protein kinase 2 (gene DAPK2). The record is from RefSeq and is a predicted model, not a curated record. Gene Ontology annotation, cellular component: nucleus; cytoplasm. Bases 2930 to 3973 code for a protein of 347 amino acids. The transcript has 8 exons. Gene Ontology annotation, biological process: positive regulation of apoptotic process; intracellular signal transduction; protein phosphorylation. NCBI's taxonomy places the organism in Eukaryota, Metazoa, Chordata, Aves, Anseriformes, Anatidae. Gene Ontology annotation, molecular function: protein serine/threonine kinase activity; ATP binding.